UGCACUGCGGUAAUAUGGCUCUUCCUUAGCCAGCGGCCGCGGCGGCCGGAGGUGGGAUAGAGCAAUCCUGCCUCUCGAGUGGCGGGUUUCUGGGCUGCAGGGGCUCGGCGGGUCGUGGCUACGCUGUGGUGGCGGAUGCCUGAAGAGCGCGGGCCCCGCCGCCCGGCGGCCCCUGGGUCAGGAUGAGCGCCUCAGCGUCGGUCGGGGGCCCGGUGCCCCAGCCGCCCCCGGGCCCGGCCGCCGCGUUGCCACCCGGUUCUGCCGCGCGGGCCCUGCAUGUGGAGCUGCCCUCUCAGCAGCGGCGUCUUAGACACCUUCGGAACAUUGCUGCUCGGAAUAUUGUUAAUAGAAAUGGCCAUCAGCUCCUCGACACCUACUUCACACUUCACUUGUGUAGUACUGAAAAGAUAUACAAAGAAUUUUAUAGAAGUGAAGUGAUUAAGAAUUCCUUGAAUCCAACAUGGCGGAGUCUCGAUUUUGGAAUAAUGCCAGACCGUCUUGAUACAUCUGUGUCUUGUUUCGUGGUGAAGAUAUGGGGUGGAAAGGAGGACAUCUACCAGCUUUUGAUUGAAUGGAAAGUCUGUUUGGAUGGGCUGAAAUACUUGGGUCAGCAGAUUCAUGCCCGCAACCAAAAUGAGAUAAUUUUUGGGCUGAACGAUGGCUACUAUGGUGCUCCAUUCGAACAUAAGGGUUAUUCAAAUGCUCAGAAGAAUAUUCUUCUUCAGGUGGAUCAGAACUGUGUUCGCAAUUCUUAUGAUGUCUUUUCUUUGCUGCGGCUUCAUAGAGCCCAGUGUGCAAUUAAACAGACUCAGGUAACUGUUCAGAAAAUUGGAAAGGAAAUUGAAGAAAAGCUAAGACUCACAUCUACAAGCAAUGAGUUGAGAAAACAAAGUGAGUGCUUGCAAUUAAAAAUUUUGGUGCUUCGAAAUGAACUGGAAAGACAGAAGAAAGCUUUGGGACGGGAGGUGGCAUUACUGCAUAAGCAACAAAUUGCAUUACAGGACAAAGGAAGUGCAUUUUCAACUGAGCACCUCAAGCUUCAACUCCAGAAGGAAUCCCUGAAUGAACUGAGGAAGGAGUGUACUGCGAAAAGAGAACUCUUUCUGAAGACUAAUGCUCAGUUGACAAUUCGUUGCAGGCAAUUACUGUCUGAGCUUUCCUACAUUUACCCUAUUGAUUUGAAUGAGCAUAAGGAUUACUUUGUAUGUGGUGUCAAGUUGCCCAAUUCUGAGGACUUCCAAGCAAAAGAUGAUGGAAGCAUUGCUGUUGCCCUUGGUUACACUGCACAUUUGGUCUCCAUGAUUUCCUUUUUCCUUCAAGUGCCCCUAAGAUACCCUAUAAUUCAUAAGGGAUCUAGAUCAACAAUCAAAGAUAAUAUCAAUGACAAACUGACUGAAAAGGAAAGAGAGUUUCCAUUAUAUCCAAAAGGAGGGGAGAAGUUACAAUUUGAUUAUGGUGUCUAUCUUCUGAACAAAAAUAUAGCACAGCUAAGAUACCAACAUGGACUAGGGACCCCAGACUUGAGGCAAACCCUCCCUAACCUGAAAAACUUCAUGGAGCACGGACUAAUGGUCAGGUGCGACAGACAUCACACCUCCAGCGCAAUCCCUGUUCCAAAGAGACAAAGCUCCAUGUUUGGAGGCGCAGAAGUAGGCUUCUCAGGGGGGAUCCCUUCCCCAGACAAAGGACACCGGAAACGGGCCAGCUCAGAGAACGAGAGACUCCAGUACAAAACCCCUCCUCCCAGUUACAACUCCGCGCUAGCCCAGCCCGUUACCACCAUCCCUUCCGUAGGGGAAUCCGAGAGGAAGGUGACGUCUCUGUCCUCCUCCCUGGACACCUCCUUGGACUUCUCCAAAGGAAACAAGAAAAAAGGAGCCGAUGUGGGUGACAGAUUAAACGGAGGUCAUGUGAGCGUGAACACUAGCCAAGAACAGGAAGAAGCCCGCUCUGGGCUCCCCGCCACUGUCAACGGCACUCUCCUGCCUGGCGAGCAGGCCGGCCCCUCCGGUGUCCGGCUUCCGGGGCCCUUCCUCCCGGGCCCGGGGGCCGAGCUGUGCUGUGCUGUGGAGCAGGCGGAAGAGAUCAUCGGGACGGAGGCCACGGGUUUCACCCCGGGCGGUCAGCUGGAAGCCUUUCACUGCGUCCCGGUGGACAGCGCCGUGGCCGUGGAGUGCGACGAACAAGUUCUGGGGGAGUUUGAAGAGUUCUCCCGCAGGAUCUGUGCGCUGAGCGAAAACGUGUCCAGCUUCCGCCGGCCACGCAGGAGUUCUGAUAAGUGAGGCGAGCAGGCAGCCUGUAGCGCCGGGACGCAGUCGCUGCCUGAAAUGAGGAUAAGGCUGCACUGGCCACCCCCUUGUAAUAAUUAUGGCACGAAAUGAAUAUUAAUGGAGGACGCUCCUUGGAAAAACCGACUUUGUAAAUCGUGGAGGGACUCAGGAUUGUUGUGUGUCGGUGGGCCAGGCGGAGUUCGGCUUUGCUUGCAAGGCUCACUUUUCAGGCCCGACAGUUGUUUUAAGGCAAAAUUCACUCUCCAGCUCAAGUCACCUUAUGGAUAUCUGUCUGCUUUUUAAUUUACACUUCUGUGUUAUCCUCAGAGGGAAGAUGAUAAUAUAUAAAUAAUAUAAUAAACUCACCUUUAGUUUCUCAUAAGCAUUUGCCCUCAGCCCAGUUUAUAAAACUCUGGAAAACCGAAUAUGCAAAACAAAGGUUUUCACCGUUUAACUGAAAGACCUUUGGCCAUCCGUUAGUUUGAUGACUAAGAAGCACAAUGGUCUCCUUAUACCCUGGCCCUGGCUGCCCCUGCCCCCGCACCCCCAUUGACCUCUCUGCUGCCCCAUCUUCACAGCAGGUGGGUUGUGCACCCCGAAAACCGAGAACAGCAGAGUCUCUGGUUCUUGAUUGCAGAGACCUUCCACCUCCUCAGAUCAGGCACGCCCUUGACGUAACCCUCCAACGAAAGGAAAAACUUCACCUCUGGCAGACCCCAGGAGACUCUCAAGGGCUCCCAAGGUCGCAAUAGUCAGAUGCCAUUCGGCGUCCUUUGGGGACCAGAGUUUUUAUGUGGGCAGAUGCUGCAAAACCAGGCAUGCUUUCUGGCAGUGCACUCACCAGACACGAAUCCCUGUAUGUAAAUCCCACGUUAAUUUAUUAAAUUUCCGUUGGAAAGGAAGGCACUGUGUAUGAUGAAAUAUCUGUAGAAAGUCAGGCCGUCCAAGGUGCGGACUGCGAGGCUGUUGAGAUAGUUGAAUGAAGCGGCUUAGAUGAGACAUAGAAUACUGUCGGUGUAUGUGCAGUUGCAUUCAUAUUAAAUUAUGUUCUUCAAGUCCAGUUUCAUCCCUGGAGCUCAGAUUUCAUUUGCUUUUGCUAUAUACUUUAUAUACCCAAGGACAUUGCCUCAGGGUUGCAAGCUCUUUAAGGAAAAUUUAUGCAUAUAUCCAUGUAUUGUAUAGAAGAAUAAAAACUGAGUUUACUUCA
Messenger RNA from Hyaena hyaena (striped hyena), 3477 nucleotides. It is a transcript of the gene UVRAG, whose product is annotated as UV radiation resistance associated. Lineage: Eukaryota; Metazoa; Chordata; Mammalia; Carnivora; Hyaenidae. Gene Ontology annotation, biological process: SNARE complex assembly. The record is from RefSeq and is a predicted model, not a curated record. The transcript has 15 exons. Gene Ontology annotation, molecular function: SNARE binding. Gene Ontology annotation, cellular component: lytic vacuole; endosome. Bases 183 to 2282 code for a protein of 699 amino acids.